Lethenteron reissneri (Far Eastern brook lamprey) is the source of this 3800-nucleotide messenger RNA. Its product is annotated as oocyte zinc finger protein XlCOF6-like. The record is from RefSeq and is a predicted model, not a curated record. Gene Ontology annotation, molecular function: DNA-binding transcription factor activity, RNA polymerase II-specific; RNA polymerase II cis-regulatory region sequence-specific DNA binding. Gene Ontology annotation, biological process: regulation of transcription by RNA polymerase II. Lineage: Eukaryota; Metazoa; Chordata; Hyperoartia; Petromyzontiformes; Petromyzontidae.
CGGCGUCAGACGCGAGGGGCAGCUGUGGCCCGCUAGUGACGUCAUGUCACCUCCCGCUGUUGCGUGACGUCUCGAGACACCAGGAAGCUGCCAAUCUGCGCGCGCGCUCACUGAGAUCCGAGCUGACGCUUCUUCCGACGCUUCCUCAGCAGAAUUGGUCUGAUGGAGCAAAGGCACUCAGCGCAGCCUGGAACAAAACGACAAUGGGGCCAGGAUGCAAACAGCAUGGAUUAUGCUGGAAGCGUGACACGGCACCAGAGAACUCAAACAGGAGAGAAACCCUUCAAGUGCACUGUGUGUGAGAAGACAUUUACAGUAUCAUCAUAUCUUAAAAAACACCAGAGAACGCACACAGGAGAGAAACCCUUCAAGUGCACUGUGUGUGAGAAGGCAUUUACAGAGUCAUCAGUUCUUCAAAAACACCGGAGAACACACACGGGAGAGAAACCCUUCAGGUGUUGUGUGUGUGGGAAGGCAUUUUCAGAUUCAUCUGUUCUUAGAAAACACCAGAAAACACACACGGGAGAGAAACCCUUCAGGUGUAGUGUGUGUGGGAUGGCAUUUUCAGAUUCAUCUGUUCUUAAAAAACACCAGAGAACACACACGGGAGAGAAACCCUUCAGGUGUAGUGUGUGUGGGAAGGACUUUUCAGAUUCAUUCGCCCUUAAAACACACCAGAAAACACACACAGGAGAGAAACCUUUCAAGUGCACUAUCUGUGAGAAGGCAUAUGCAUGGUCAUCAGGUCUUCAGGUCCACCAGAGAACACACACGGGAGAAAAACAUUUCAAGUGCAGCUUGUGUGAGAAGACAUUUUCAAGUUCAUUUUGUUUAAAAAUUCACCAGAGAAGACACACAGGAGAGAAACCCUUCAGGUGCACUCUGUGCGAGAAGCCCUUUGCAGAUUCAUCAAAUCUUAGAAAACACCAGAGAACACACACAGGAGAGAAACAUUUCAAGUGCACUUUGUGUGAGAAGGCAUUUGCACAGUCAUCAAAUCUUCAGAGGCACCAGAGAACACACACAGGAGAGAAACCCUUCAAGUGCACUGUCUGUGAGAAGGCAUUUGCAUGGCCAUCAGAUCUUCAGAUCCACCAGAGAACACACACGGGAGAAAAACAUUUCAAGUGCAGUUCAUGUGAGAAGACAUUUUCAAGUUCAUUUUGUUUAAAAAUGCACCAGAGAAGACACACAGGAGAGAAACCCUUCAGGUGCACUCUGUGCGGGAAGUCCUUUGCAAAUUCAUCACAUCUUAAAAAACACCAGAGAACGCACACAGGAGAGAAACCCUUCAAGUGCACUCUGUGCAGGAUGCACUUUGCAGAUUCAUCACAUCUUAAAAAACACCAGAGAACGCACACAGGAGAGAAACCUUUCAAGUGCACUGUCUGUGAGAAGGCAUUUGCAUGGUCAUCAGAUCUUCAGAUCCACCAGAGAACACACACAGGAGAGAAACCCUUCAAGUGCACUGUCUGUGAGAAGGCAUUUGCAUGGUCAUCAGGUCUUCAGAUCCACCAGAGAACACACACAGGAGAGAAACCCUUCAAGUGCACUGUCUGUGAGAAGGCAUUUGCAUGGUCAUCAGGUCUUCAGAUCCACCAGAGAACACACAUGGAAGAGAAACCCUUCCGGUGCCUUUUGUGCGAUAAAGUGUUUGCAAAGACAUCAGAUCUUCAAAAACACCAAAGAACACACACAGGAGAGAAACCCUUCAAGUGCACUGUGUGCGGAAAGGCGUUCACACGGUCAUCAUAUCUUCAAAGGCACCAGAGAACACACACAGGAGAGAAACCCUUCAAGUGCAGUGUGUGUGGGAAGGCAUUUUCAGAUGAAUCACAUCUUAAAAUACACCAAGGAACACACACAGGAGAGAAACCCUUCAGGUGCACUCUGUGCGGGAAGCACUUUGCAGAUUCAUCACAUCUUAAAAAACACCAGAGAACGCACACAGGAGAGAAACCCUUCAAGUGCACUGUCUGUGAGAAGGCAUUUGCAUGGUCAUCAGGUCUUCAGAUCCACCAGAGAACACACACAGGAGAGAAACCCUUCAAGUGCAGUGUGUGUGAGAAGGCAUUUGCACAGUCAUCAGUUCUUCAUCGACACCAGAGAACACACAGGCAUCAGAAGAUCCCCAAGGAGUGUAGUCUGAAAUCGACUUUUGAAAGUCAAAGUGCUGCAAUGAGCCCAUCCCUCCUGAAAAAAGAACCAGAAGUGAAUUCCGGCCUGGACAUUAUGAAAUGUUUAAAGGUGAAAUUUGAAGAGGUGACAGUGAAGAGCGAAGAAGUGAAGGUAAAAUGUGAAGAUGUGAUGAAGAGCGAAGAAGUGAUGGUAAAAUGUGAAGAUGAACAUUCAACUCCAAAAUCAGACUUUCACAUCAAUGGAGGCAACGUGAAGCAGGAGGAGAAUUCUGACUGUGAGGCAGAGCGAGGCAACUCCCAGCAGUUUGUGGAAGUGGAGGUGUGGGUGGACUUCUUAGACAAUACAAAGUCAAAUGGCGACCCUGUAGAUGUGUAAGCUUGAGACAAUGAGGCUCCAAUAGAUUCACCUUUGUCACAGGCCUUUAAUGAAAAGAACGUGAAGUUGAACACUCCAUUCCUAAGUUCAACCUGCAGAGUAAGAGCGGCCAGUAUUGGCGGACCUGUGGGUUGGGUAGAUCUCUAACUAGGAGCCAGAGCCAAUAUGCUCCCAAGCUUUCACUAUGUUAUUAUAAUAUUAACAUGUAUAUGGUGCUUGCUUAUUCGCCUCAACAACUCGGAGUUUUGUAUCAUAUCUCAUCAAAAACACUCGAAGCCUUUUGGCGUCCUCUUGUCGAAAAUGGUUUGAUACUAGGCUCGAAAGAAAGCUGUCUCUGGUGUGGACCAAUCAGUUUCAAAGACAAUGCAUAUAUUAUCAGUGUUUUUUGUUUGCAUUCUGACCCCAAGUAUUGUGGUUAAUGCAAAAAGGUUUCAGUUUGGUGUUUUAACAUCUCAACACCUGAUUUGUUGCCAUAAAAAAGGGGAAACAUAUUCUCACUCAAAGAGCAAGUUGUAUAUAUAACCAAGUAAUUAUGAAAGUAUUAGACCUAUAGUCAUUCAGAAGUGAUACAAUGCGAAUGGGUCAAGCACACACGACCAAGAUAAUAUGUAUUCCACAGGAUCAGAGCCUCAUCAACAGCCUUUGGCCUCCAGUAGCUAACAGCACAUGGUAGCAGUAAAUUAUGUAUGCAGCGGGGCGCCUCCCCCUAAUAUAUCAUAUACCAUGCAAGAAUUCCAAACCGCGACGUGAGUGCAGUGAACGCUGCUCAAAACGUACUUGGAGUCACUUGCAGAGUCAAAACUAUGGAAAGUGAUACGGUUCCAAGCUAUAAGAGGUGUAAAAUAAAAAAUGUUUUGCUUCCAACCCGUGAUGAGAGAACGGAAUACAUGGCGACAGCAAGCACACCCGUGCACAAUAGGUCACUACUUCAAAGGCCACAGCACCCCUUUUUGAGAAACACUGCAAGUCUCAUGCGAAAAAAAUGUAACACAACCCGUGAUGGGAGCGUGGGGUAUGCUGCCCAAAACAUGAACAGAAACAUGGCGGUAAUAUAGACAUCUGGACAACAAACAGCCCAAGCGACUUCAAAAGGAAAACAGCUGCCCCUUCAUGAGAAGAAAGAGCCUGAGGUGAAAAAAUUCAGAUAUAAGCAAGAAUGCAAGAACAGAAAUCAGUACUACUCAAAUAAUUGCCCCACUGCGACUGGAGAAGUCCGAACCAUCAAGCACAUCACCGUUGAAUGCUCCAUCUAUGCACAUCCUGGUGGUAUCGCUGAAAUCCACACU